AGCGAUGACACCCAGGCCUGCGCGCGGCGAUGACGCACAACGUCCGGGCAGGCGAGUCGGUUAGAGUGGAGGGGUGCGGCGCCCACCAUGACCCAGCAGGGCGCGGCGCUGCAGAACUACAACAACGAGCUGGUCAAGUGCAUCGAAGAACUGUGUCAGAAGCGGGAGGAGCUGUGCCAGCAGAUCCAGCAGGAGGAGGAUGAGAAGCAGCGGCUGCAGAACGAGGUGAGGCAGUUGACGGAGAAGCUGGCCCGUGUCAACGAGAACCUGGCGCGCAAGAUCGCCUCUCGGAACGAGUUUGACCGCACCAUCGCGGAGACGGAGGCCGCCUACCUCAAGAUCUUGGAGAGCUCGCAGACUCUGCUUAGUGUCCUGAAGAGAGAGGCCGGGAACCUGGCUAAGGCCACAGCUUCAGACCAAAAGAGCAGUGGAGGCAAGGACAGCUGACGAAGCUGGGUGGGCCGGGGCAGGCCCUGUCUCUGCUGUGCCUGUGAUGACUCAGCCCCUUGCACAUCUGUCUUGAAGCAUCUUUGUUCUUCACGGUGGCAGCUCCCUUCUCACAUUUCCAGUGCCCAGAGCGGCAGCUGCAUCUCCACUGCUCUUGGGUGACAAGAGCCCUUGGCACAGCGAAUGGGUGGAGUCCUCAUUCACCUACAAGGAGUGUGGGACAGUGGGCUCUAUGUCAGCUCCACAUGGGGCCUCUGAGGCCCCUGUACUCCCUUGGGGUGCCAGAGAGGUCCUGGUUCUAGUCUAGUCACAGAAGUAUGGGAGCCCUUCACUUUGUCCCUGAUCAGCUAGUGGGGACCUGGGUUCAGACAAGUGAGAAAGAGUGCCUCCUUCACCCUGGAUCCCAAGCCUCAAGGCCUGGCCCCGGGGCCUGUGACUGUCAAUAAAGGUUGUCUUUGCAAAGA
Messenger RNA from Chinchilla lanigera (long-tailed chinchilla), 911 nucleotides. It is a transcript of the gene Ssna1, whose product is annotated as Sjogren syndrome nuclear autoantigen 1. Gene Ontology annotation, cellular component: centrosome; ciliary basal body. The record is from RefSeq and is a predicted model, not a curated record. NCBI's taxonomy places the organism in Eukaryota, Metazoa, Chordata, Mammalia, Rodentia, Chinchillidae. The coding region runs from base 88 to 447 and encodes 119 amino acids. The transcript is spliced from 3 exons.